Messenger RNA from Rhipicephalus sanguineus (brown dog tick), 481 nucleotides. Its product is annotated as PI-actitoxin-Afv2a-like. The transcript has 4 exons. Gene Ontology annotation, molecular function: serine-type endopeptidase inhibitor activity. The record is from RefSeq and is a predicted model, not a curated record. The coding region runs from base 11 to 325 and encodes 104 amino acids. Lineage: Eukaryota; Metazoa; Arthropoda; Arachnida; Ixodida; Ixodidae.
GAACGGCAACAUGAAGCUCUACAUUCUUCUAGCGCUCGUCAGUACUGCACUGGCUGCUUCCGGCAUCCCCGAGCGAUGUAAGCUGCCCGCGCACCCGGGAUUCUGCAGAAUGCCGUGGCUGAGAUGGUGGUACAACAUGGAGACAGGACAGUGCGAAGAGUUCUUCUUCGGCGGUUGCGCCGGGAACGCGAACAAUUUCGAAACUAAAGAGCUGUGCGAAAAGACUUGCUCCGAACAUAAAGCUGUUCUGACACCACUGCAACCUGUUCUGGCCUUCCGUGGAAUGACCAAGAAGGUGUUCCCUGAAUCUCGACCACCUGGAUGAUCCGUUUCCAGCAUGCCACCAUACAGUGGCCCUUGUAGGGCUGACUUCACUCGAUUCUACUACAAUGCUGAGACCAACUCUUGCCGCAAGUUUGUGUACCGAGGAUGCAAGAGCAAUGGCAAUAGCUUUGAGUCUCACAGUGACUUCAUGACAGCU